Molecule: messenger RNA, 666 nt
Organism: Magnolia sinica
Lineage: Eukaryota; Viridiplantae; Streptophyta; Magnoliopsida; Magnoliales; Magnoliaceae
Exons: 3
Coding region: 1-666 (221 amino acids)
Molecular function (GO): nucleic acid binding
Source: RefSeq, a predicted model, not a curated record
AUGGAGGUCUACGUCUUCAAUAUGCUCGUCGAGAGCAUAAAAGCUACGGAUCAUGUCACUAAUCUUGAGGAGAUGUUCCUCAUCCUUCAUAAAUACCAGAUGAAGUUGAAUCCGAACAAAUGCGCCUUCUGGGUUAGCUCAGGAAAAUUCCUCAGUUUGUUGGUCAGCCAACGAAGAAUUGAAGCUAACCUUGAGAAGAUAAAAGCUCUCCUUGACAUGAAAUCACCAAGGUUGACCAAAUACGUUCAACGACUUACUGGGAGCAUCGCGGCUCUCAAUCGCUUUGUGUCCCGAGCCACAGACAAAUCUGAAGAAUACCAGGCGAAGAAGGAACGCAUGAAAACCUAUCUACGGAAGGCUAAAGAAUUGAUCGAUAAAGUUCAAAAAUGCACUGUCGCCCUGAUUCCUCAAGCCGAGAACUCCAAAGCUGACAUACUGGCAAAGCUAGUCACUGCAGAUGAAGAUGAUAUUCUAAGAUCCAUCUCGAUCGAGUUCCUUACGAAACCAAGUAUCAACGAGGCCAACCUUGCCGCAGUUCUUCUACGAUAUAUACUCGGCCCAAGGACUGGGGAGGUGCAUGUCCCCUCGGCUACUGAUGCUGUCUCUAUUGCUGCUGUGGCCGCUGUGGAGGCCUACCCGGCUGCCUCUAAUGCUGAGGAGGCCUAG